This is a messenger RNA of Micromonas pusilla CCMP1545, 339 nucleotides long. RefSeq lists its product as uncharacterized. Lineage: Eukaryota; Viridiplantae; Chlorophyta; Mamiellophyceae; Mamiellales; Mamiellaceae. The record is from RefSeq and is a predicted model, not a curated record. Bases 1 to 339 code for a protein of 112 amino acids. The transcript has a single exon.
AUGGCGUCGUCGAAGAAGACGUCGUAUUUCCUCGCGCAGAGGCACGGGCACUCGGAGGUGGUGGCGUUUUUAGACGAGCUCGAGCGACGCGAGGAAGCCGCCGCGGCCGCGGACGGCGGGAGGGAAGGCGACGCGUUCAAGACGCCGCCGGCGAGGAAGAAGGGCGCGAACGCGAACGCGAACGCGGCGGGGACGCCGUUCAGGCGCGUUCUAUACACUGGUCCCCAUACGACCGCGUUGGCGAUGUGGACGCCGAUCCUUAAGGACUUUGCCCGUCGCAUCUCUCCGCCCACCCCUCCCUUUCAAUACCCGCCCUCGGCGCCUUUCAACGCCAACUGA